AUGGAGGAAAAGCUUUGGAAGGAUCAUAGUGUGCUCCUCAACAAGGAUGAAGAAAAUGAGCUGGAGAUUUUUGGCUAUAAAACCCAAGGCUGCCGAAAAGCCCUGUGCAUUGCUGGAUACAUCUUGUCCUGUGGGGCUCUGCUGCUGCUGUUCUACUGGAAGCCAGAGUGGGAUGUGUGGGCAAACUGCAUCCGCUGCUGCCUGGAAGAAGCGGACGUUGUUCUGCUCAGAACAACAGAUGAGUUUCAGAGAUACACCCGGAAGAAGGUGACCUGGAUUGAUUUAUCCACAUUGGCACUACCUGUUGGUAGUAAUUCAGGUGGUCCUCUUGUAGCUGAUAAAGACUCUGUCAUAAACAGAGCCAUAAUGAAGCCACAGUUGAAGAUGAGGUGUAUCCAGGUGCAGAAAAUCCGUUAUAUUUGGGACUUUUCUGUAAAAGAAUUCAAGAAAGUUGGAUCAUUAGAAGACAGCAACACAUGUCACAGCAUACACCACAAGUUUGGAGCUGGCCUUACAAGGGAAGAACAGGAGAUCAGGCAGCUGGUGUGUGGGCCUAAUGCCAUCGAAGUUGAAAUUCGUCCUAUUUGGAAGUUACUUUUUAAAGAGAUUUUAAACCCCUUCUACGUGUUCCAAGCCUUCACCCUCACGCUGUGGCUGAGCCAAGGCUACACUGAAUAUUCAGUGGCCAUCAUAAUCCUGUCGAUCAUUUCUGUUGGCUUAACUGUGUACGACCUCAGACAGCAGUCUACCAAGCUGCAUGACCUCGUUGAGGAGCAUAACAAAGUCCAGGUUACAGUCUGCACGAAGAGCGAAGGUUGCAAAAAGCUGGAGUCCCGUUACUUAGUCCCUGGAGACAUGUUUCUUUUAGAUGGAAAAAAGCUUCCUCUCCCAUGUGAUGCCGUCCUGAUUGAUGGAAGCUGCAUUGUCAAUGAAGGGAUGCUCACAGGUGAAAGCAUUCCAGUUACUAAAACCCCCUUGCCCCUCACGGAGAGUCUGAUGCCCUGGAAAACCCACAGCAUGGAAGACUAUCGGAGACAUGUCCUCUUCUGUGGGACAGAAGUCAUACAGACGAAGCCAACGGGCAGAGGGCCAGCGAGAGCUGUCGUGCUGCAAACCGGGUUCGAUACAGCUAAAGGUGACCUGGUGAGAUCCAUCCUCUACCCCAAGCCAGUGAACUUCAAACUCUACAGAGAUGCCUUCAAGUUCAUUGUAGGUCUCUCUGUCAUUGGCAUGUUCGGACUCAUCUACACCGUGUGUGUGUUUGUGUCCCACAAGAAGUCGGUGGCAGACGUGGUGGCUAUGGCCCUCUUCCUCCUCACUGUGGCCGUGCCUCCCACUAUCCCCGCUGCCUUGACAACAGGCACUGUUUAUGCCCAACGGAGGCUAAAGAAAAAGAAGAUUUUCUGCAUCAGCCCACAGAGGAUUAAUAUCUGUGGGCAGAUCAACCUUGUUUGCUUUGACAAGACAGGCACGCUGACAGAAGAUGGACUGGACCUGUGGGGCGUCAUCCCUUCCGAGGGAAGCCGGUUUCAGAAAAUCCAUAAGUUCCCAUCCAGCACUCCUCUGCCCUGGGUACCUGUGUGCGGAGCCAUGGUGAGCUGUCAUUCGCUGGUUGUUUUGGAUAAGAAGAUUCAGGGAGAUCCGCUGGACCUGAAAAUGUUUGAGGGCACACACUGGGAGAUAGAUGACUCCAGCACAGCUCAGGAUGGGGCUGGUGCUCUCGACACCUGCGUCAUUAGACCGGGGCCGAAGGCCAGCAGUGCUCCUGUGGAAGGAAUAGCAAUCCUACAUCAAUUCCCAUUUUCUUCUGGGCUGCAGAGGAUGUCUGUUGUUUCACAGAAGAUCGGAGAGGAACAGUAUGACCUGUACAUGAAAGGAGCACCAGAAAUAGUGUCCAGCUUUUGUACACAAGAAACUGUCCCAGCUAAUUUCUUAAAGGAGCUUAAGACAUACACAAGCCAAGGCUUCAGAGUCAUUGCCCUGGCCCAUAAAGUGCUAAACCUAGGAAAGGAUGUAAACGUGAGCAACCUAGAGAGAGAGGAGGCAGAGUCUGGGCUGGCGUUCCUGGGCCUCCUGGUGAUGGAGAACCGCCUGAAGCAGGAGACGAAGCCCGUGUUACAAGAGCUGGCUGCUGCCCGCAUCAGGAGCGUCAUGGUCACAGGGGACAACCUGCAGACAGCUGUCACGGUGGCCAGGAACGCGGGUAUGAUUCACACAGGCAGCAAAGUCAUCCUUGUCGAAGCAAACGAACCGGAGGGCUCCACUCCAGCUUCCAUUGCCUGGCGACUGGCAGAAGACAGCGAAGCAAACACAGCUGCUUUCAGUGAGGUAUGUGCUAAUACCGAGGAAAAGAUCACCUUGGAAGGAGAAACCUCCAGCUACCAUUUUGCAAUGAAUGGGAAGUCCUAUCAGGUUAUAAUAAAGUACUUCUACAACUUGCUGCCAAAAAUACUGGUCAACGCGACUGUCUUUGCUAGGAUGUCUCCUGGCCAGAAGUCCAGCCUUGUUGAAGAGUUUCAGAAACUCAAUUACUACGUGGGUAUGUGUGGUGAUGGUGCCAAUGACUGUGGGGCUUUGAAAAUGGCCCAUGCAGGGAUAUCGCUGUCAGAGCAGGAGGCAUCCGUGGCCUCGCCUUUCACCUCCCAAAUCCCCAACAUCCAGUGUGUGCCGGAGCUGAUCAGGGAAGGUCGAGCAGCUUUGGUUGCUUCCUUUGCUGUGGUUAAAUACCUGACCCUUUACGGCCUGAUUCAGUUUGUUGGUACUGCACUGCUGUUUUGGCAACUGCAAAUCUUUGGGAAUCACCAGUAUUUGAUACAAGAUGUCAUCAUUACCCUUCUGGUUUGCCUAACAAUGAGCUUGACUGAAGCCUAUCCAAAGCUGGCACCUUAUCGCCCUCCCGGACAGCUCAUCUCUCCUCCCUUGCUGCUCUCCAUCAUCCUCAACGUGUGCUUUACCAUAAGCAUGCAAACCUGUGGCUUCCUUUUGGUGAAGCAGCAGCCCUGGUAUGUAGCGCUGGCCAGCCAGAGACAUUGCUCUCCAGGGAACCAGACCGUGUCCCCCACCAGCCCAGUGGGAAACAGUACCAACAGCGGCGCCCAAAGCACUGUCCUCAGUUACGAAGACACUACGCUGUGGCCACUGUCUUCUAUCAACUGCAUCAUUGUGGCCUUUGUCUUUUCCAAGGGAAAGCCCUUCCGGAAGCCCAUCUACACCAACUAUAUAUUUUCGGUUGUCCUCGCCCUCCAGCUUGCAGUCUGCCUCUUCCUCUUCUUCGCCGACAUUGAUGCUGUGUACGGUGGCAUGCAGUUUCUUUGCACUCCUGUGAUCUGGAGAGUUUACAUCUUACUGAUGCUCUUGGUCACCUUUUGCGUAUCUUUUUUUACGGAGGAUGUUAUCUUGCAGAACAAGCACCUCUGGCUGCUGAUUAAAGCCUGGUUUGGGUACCAGUCAAACAGCCAGUACCGAAAAUGGCAGAGGAUGUUGCAGAGGGAUCCCAACUGGCCUCCCGUAAACGCAAAAGACUUUGCAGCAAAAAGCACGGAUGAGACUUACGUUAACCCCAUCUACGAACACAGUGAUGAGAACUAG
This is a messenger RNA of Gavia stellata (red-throated loon), 3588 nucleotides long. RefSeq names its product ATPase 13A5 (gene ATP13A5). The coding region runs from base 1 to 3588 and encodes 1195 amino acids. Gene Ontology annotation, biological process: intracellular calcium ion homeostasis; polyamine transmembrane transport. Gene Ontology annotation, cellular component: late endosome membrane. The transcript has 30 exons. The record is from RefSeq and is a predicted model, not a curated record. Gene Ontology annotation, molecular function: ATP hydrolysis activity; ATPase-coupled monoatomic cation transmembrane transporter activity; P-type ion transporter activity. Lineage: Eukaryota; Metazoa; Chordata; Aves; Gaviiformes; Gaviidae.